This is a messenger RNA of Drosophila teissieri, 2268 nucleotides long. RefSeq names its product V-type proton ATPase subunit H (gene VhaSFD). The transcript is spliced from 7 exons. The coding region runs from base 149 to 1786 and encodes 545 amino acids. Lineage: Eukaryota; Metazoa; Arthropoda; Insecta; Diptera; Drosophilidae. Gene Ontology annotation, biological process: proton transmembrane transport. The record is from RefSeq and is a predicted model, not a curated record. Gene Ontology annotation, cellular component: lysosomal membrane; vacuolar proton-transporting V-type ATPase, V1 domain. Gene Ontology annotation, molecular function: proton-transporting ATPase activity, rotational mechanism.
GGCUGCAGAAAAGUCACAAGACCAGUCAGCUGAAUUUCGGUGCUGUGUCGCAGUAGUGUGAAAAACACUCGGUUAUAUUUGAUAGAUUUUCAUAAAUUCUGUGCUUGAAUUUGUGUGUGCCGAGCGUCGUCGCAAGAAAGCCCUCAAAAUGACUACCGCCUUGUAUUUGCCCGAGGAAAACAUUGAUAUGAUUGCUGCCACCUCGGUGCUGCAGCAGCAGGCGGCGGACAUCCGCACCAGGACGAUCAACUGGGCAUCCUACAUGCAGUCGCAGAUGAUCAGCGAGGAGGACUACAAGGCAAUCAGCGCAUUGGACAAGUCACGUGCCAGCUACUUGGCCCAGAACUCCAGCCAGGUGGUCAAGACGCUGCUUAAUCUGGUUUCGCAUCUGUCGAAGGACUCCACCAUCCAAUACAUCCUUGUGCUGCUCGACGAUCUGCUGCAGGAGGAUCGCUCCCGCGUGGAUUUGUUUCACGAGACAGCCGGCAAGCUGAAGCAGUGCAUCUGGGGUCCGUUCCUGAACCUGCUGAACCGUCAGGAUGGCUUUAUUGUCAACAUGUCGUCGCGCAUCCUGGCCAAGUUCGCCUGCUGGGGCCAUGAGACCAUGCCCAAGUCCGACCUGAACUUCUAUCUGCAGUUCCUGAAGGAUCAGCUGGCCACCAAUGGUUUAGCAUAUCUGCAAGAGAUGGCCCAGCUGGCCAAGCGGACACAAACGAUCCUUGUGCACACGCAUGGACUGCAUGGCAAAGACAAAGACCACCAUGGCCACCAGUACAGUCCCUCACUGGCCCAGCUGCAGCAGCAGCACGAGCUGGCCGAGAGGGCCAACGAGAGCUAUCGCGAGGUGGGCGUUGGCAGUGAUUCCCAGCAGCAGGAUGGCAAAUGUGUGAUACCGAACAACGAAUACAUCCAGUCGGUGGCCCGGUGCCUGCAGAUGAUGCUCCGCGUGGAUGAGUAUCGAUUUGCCUUUGUGGGAGUCGACGGAAUCAGCACUCUGAUCCGUAUCCUGUCCACCCGUGUCAACUUCCAGGUGCAAUACCAGUUGAUCUUCUGCCUGUGGGUGCUGACCUUCAAUCCCCUGCUGGCCGCCAAGAUGAACAAGUUCAGCGUGAUCCCCAUCCUGGCUGACAUCCUCAGCGAUUGUGCCAAGGAGAAGGUGACACGCAUUAUCCUCGCGGUCUUCCGCAAUCUGAUUGAGAAGCCGGAGGAUUCAUCGGUGGCCAAGGACCAUUGCAUCGCCAUGGUCCAGUGCAAGGUGCUGAAGCAGCUAUCCAUCCUGGAGCAGCGUCGCUUCGACGACGAGGACAUUACAUCCGACGUAGAGUACCUGAGCGAGAAGCUCCAGAACUCGGUGCAAGACCUGAGCUCCUUCGAUGAGUACGCCACAGAGGUGCGAAGCGGUCGCUUGGAAUGGUCGCCUGUCCACAAGUCGGCCAAGUUCUGGCGCGAGAAUGCCCAGCGCCUGAACGAGAAGAACUACGAGCUGCUGCGUAUCCUCGUCCACCUGCUGGAAACCUCGAAUGAUGGCAUCAUCCUUUCCGUCGCCUGCUUUGACAUCGGAGAGUAUGUGCGUCACUAUCUACGCGGCAAGCACGUCCUAGAACAACUGGGAGGCAAGCAGAUCGUAAUGCAGCAUCUUGGCCACAAGGACCCCAAUGUGCGAUACGAAGCCCUGCUGGCCGUGCAAAAGCUGAUGGUACACAACUGGGAAUACCUGGGCAAGGAGCUGGAGAAGCAAAACGAAUUCCAGAAACAUGGUGACGCCCCUAUCUCUGGCAAGGCCUAGAUGGUCCAAUCAACAAGUCAUCCAUGCACAGGCACAGAACUAAUAUUAUUCUAGCCAGGCCGCCAGCCUGAGACCUUAACUAACAAUAAGAGUCGUAGGGGGAUCUAUAUAUCCAGCCAGAUCCUUUGCUUCUCCAUCACACUUACAAUGAUGUUUGUUCUUGCUAUCUUUAAGCGCAUGUUUGUUCCCCCGUUUAAACUAAGUUUUUGUUAGCCCAUACCAUACGCCCUCAGUUCUUCGAAAGUAUUGAGAGAACAAUUUGAUUUUUUGUUGGCAUUCCAAAAAGCAAUUCACUGUAAUGGCAGAGCAAAUACAAGCAGCUAUCCUCUACAAAUUGUUCCAUUCAAUUCGAUUGUUUAUAUAUUUUGUUGUUAUUAUUAUUUGUGUUCUUAGUUUUAUGAGUGCGCCGCUGUACAGAGUUUUUCUAACCCAGAUCAUAUGCGCUUUCUACAUUUAAAAUCGCAUCUGCGCACCCACAUCUA